Molecule: messenger RNA, 3183 nt
Organism: Asparagus officinalis (garden asparagus)
Lineage: Eukaryota; Viridiplantae; Streptophyta; Magnoliopsida; Asparagales; Asparagaceae
Exons: 5
Coding region: 201-2915 (904 amino acids)
Source: RefSeq, a predicted model, not a curated record
UCUUCAGAGCUCAAGAAACCCUAGGCGUCCCCGACCGCCAGAAAUCAACAUCCACGCAAAUCUCCUCCGUCGAUCUCCCCUCCCCCUUCGGCGACCUCGCCGUCGCCAUCUCCGACGACGAGCUCCGAGAAGCCGCCUACGAGAUCCUCUCCAGCGCUUGCCGAACCUCUGGCAGAAGCCCCAACUCUUCGGAACCCCCGAUGUCGAGUCCUUCGUCUUCGUUCUCGUCGCCGCCGAGUUUUCAGCGGUCGCUGACGUCGACGGCGGCCAGUAAGGUGAAGAAGGCUUUUGGGAUCAAGUCGUCGUCGUCGUCGUCAAAGAAGAAGAGUCCUUCGAUGGAGAGUCCACUGAAGGUGAUAGGUUUGAUGAAAAGGAAGAAGGUGACGGUCGGGGAGCUGGUCAGGGUUCAGAUGGGAGUAUCGGAGCAGUCGGAUUCCAGGAUUCGGAGAGGGUUAGUUCGGGUUGCUGCGAGUCAGCUUGGGAGGCGCAUAGAUUCGAUGGUUUUGCCGUUAGAGUUGUUACAGAAGUCCAAAGCUUCAGAUUUUCAAGAUCCACAAGAGUAUGAUGCAUGGAAGAUUAGAAAUUUAAAGGUUCUUGAAGCUGGGUUGCUCGCGCACCCUCUCGUUCCGUUACAGGAGUCAGAUGCUGCAGCGCAACGGCUUAGGCAAAUUAUACGUGCGGCUUCGGAGAGGCCGCUUGAAACAGGGAAGAACUCAGAGUCAAUGCAGCUUCUGCGGAAUUCUGUCAUGAGCCUUGCUUGCAGAUCAUCUGACGGAUAUGCUACUGAUACAUGCCACUGGGCGGAUGGCUUUCCGUUGAAUCUCCAUUUGUAUCAAAUGCUAUUGGGAGUUUGUUUUGAUAAUGGUGAGAAUGGGUCGAUCAUUGGAGAGAUCGAGGAGGUCCUUGCGUUGAUAAAAAAGACAUGGGCUGUCCUAGGAAUAGAUCAGAAGCUUCAUAACCUUGUCCUCUUGUGGAUUAUGUUUCGUCGUUUUGUAACAACUGGCCAAAUGGAUAUGGAUCUUCUGUUUGCCGCUGACAAUCAGAUAGGCGAGGUUCUGAAGGAUGCUAGAUCCACAAAAAAUCCAGAAUAUUCAAAAGUACUGAGUUCGGUAUUCAGUUUGAUAAUGCGCUGGUCAGAGAAAAGACUUAUUGCUUACCAUGAUAGCUUCAACCCUAACAAUAUUGAAUCCAUGGAGUGUAUUGUCUCGUUAGGGGUAUCAGCUGCCCAGAUACUAGCGGAGGAUAUUUCUAAUGAAUGUCAUCAGAGAAUGAGAGAAGAAGUGGAUAUUGCUAGAACUAGGACUGACACAUACAUUCGAUCAUCUCUCCGUGCUGCAUUUGGUCAGCUAAUGGGAAAAGCAGACUCAAGUAGGCACACAUCAAGUAACCAGAGUACCACCGCUCACCUUCUUGUAGUUCUUGCUAAGGACAUUGGUGAUCUUGCAAACAAAGAGAGAGAAUUUUACAGCCCAAUAUUGAAGAAAUGGCACCCUCUAUCUGCUGGUGUUGCUGCUGCUACUCUUCAUUCUUGUUACGGAAGCGAACUAAAGCAGUUUAUCUCAGGUCUUACAGAACUGACUGUUGAUUCUGUCCAAGUAUUGAGAGCUGCAGACAAGUUGGAGAAAGAUCUUGUGUAUAUUGCUGUAGAAGAUUCUAUUGACAGUGAGGAUGGCGGGAAGGCACUAAUCCCUGAGAUGACUCCUUUCGAGGCUGAAUCUACGAUUGCUGGUCUUGUGAAGACAUGGAUAAAAACAAGAGUGGACAGGCUAAAAGAGUGGAACGACAAGAAUUUUCAACAAGAGGCUUGGAAUCCAAAGGCAAACAACGAAAUUAUUGCUCCAUCAGGAGUUGAUAUUCUAAGAAUAGUUGACGAAACUUUAGAUGCAUUCUUUCAGCUGCCUAUUCUAAUGCAUCCAGCUGAGCUUCCUUAUUUGCUGAUCGGACUUGACAGAAGCUUGCAGUAUUAUAUAUCCAAAGUUAAGUCUGACUGUGGAACACGAAACACUUCCAUUCCUGCAUUACCAGCAUUAACCAGAUGCGGGGCUAGCUCAAGGUUAUGGAAGAAGAAAGAGAAACCACAAAUUGUGCGGAAAAAAGGAUCACAGGUUAGAGCAGCGAUUGGACAAGGUUCGUCUGGUUUGCCACAGUUAUGUGUGCGUAUGAAUACACUGUAUCAUAUCCGAACUGAGUUAGAAAACCUAGAGAAGAAAAUAAAAACCUGCUUGAGGAACGUCGAAUCAGCUCAAGCAGACAUAACAAACGGGUUCGGAAACAAAUUCGAGCUUUCCCUAGCUGCUUCUCAAGAAGGAAUUCAACAAUUGUGUGAAUCAACAGCUUACAAAGUUAUCUUCCAUGAUCUAAGCCACGUUUUAUGGGAUGGCCUCUAUAUUGGAGAAACUGCUUCUUCUAGGAUAAAUCCUCUACUAAAAGAGCUUGAUCCUAAAUUAGAAAUUAUAUCAACCACAGUGCACAAUAAAAUACGAAAUCAAGUGAUAACCGCAUUAAUGAAAGCUUCCUUUGAUGGGUUUUUGCUGGUGCUCUUAGCUGGCGGCCCUUCUCGUUCUUUCACUACUCAGGAUUCUCAGAUAUUAGAGGAUGAUUUCAGGGCUCUUAAAGACCUUUACUUGGCUGAUGGUGAUGGUUUGCCAGAAGAAUUGGUUGAAAAAGCCGCAAGUCAAGUGAGAAACAUUCUACCUCUUUUUCGAACUGAGACAGAAAGCCUUGUUGAUCGUUUUAAACACAUGAUCAUCGAGGCUUAUGGUUCUAAAGCCGAAUCGAGAUUUCCGUUGCCUCCAACAUCGUGGCAUUGGAGUCCUACCGAAGCAAAUACAAUUUUGCGCGUUCUUUGUUAUAGGCGAGAUGAUGCUGCUUCGAAAUUCCUUAAGAAAACUUACGGAUUUCCUAAGAAGUUGUAACUUUUUGGGGUUUUAGUGUAUAGUAAUAUGCAGUAGAUUCGCCCAAGAAUGCUUCUUCUCACUCUCCAUAUGGAAGUUCAGAAGAGAAAGUUGGAAGGAGAAAUUGGAUAAGUGUGGCAUAAUGAAGGGGAGAGAAUUUAUGAGGCGUGAAACACUUCCCUUAAAGAAAUAUUUGACCCACUUUAAAUUCAAAAUUACUUUCAGGUUAAUGCAAUUUUUCUUCCCAGGAUACAACAGAAAAUAAAAAUUCUUUUAUAGAGAAACAAGU